This is a messenger RNA of Fonsecaea erecta, 4950 nucleotides long. RefSeq lists its product as hypothetical. The record is from RefSeq and is a predicted model, not a curated record. Gene Ontology annotation, molecular function: protein kinase activity; ATP binding. The transcript has 2 exons. Bases 1 to 4950 code for a protein of 1649 amino acids. Gene Ontology annotation, biological process: protein phosphorylation. NCBI's taxonomy places the organism in Eukaryota, Fungi, Ascomycota, Eurotiomycetes, Chaetothyriales, Herpotrichiellaceae.
AUGGUCUCGAACAGCCAGAUUAUGGAUAAUCAGCGACAACAACAAUACAUCCCUGGGCCUCCCCCUCCACCCGGGCAAGGUACUCUCGGCCAUCUCCCACCCCCUCCUCCUCGACCGUAUCUCCAAUCGAAUCUUCCUCCUCCUCCACCGGGACCACAUCCCUCCGCCCUGCCGCUUGGGACCGUCUUUGGACUGCCGGGCGCAGGAUGGCAGCAGCCAUGGGGAAGAUCGGGAUUAGGUCAGAACAUACCGCCUCCUCCGCCAUUAAACCACACCCAGCCUCAAGGGCAACACCUGUCCUAUGGUAUGCGACAGCUGAAUAUUCCGCCGCCGCCUCCGCAGAACGACAAACCCAUCUUGUCCGCUACAUUUAUUCCAACUGGGGACUCGUUUGGGCCCGGCGUCGGCAUUCCACCGCUUGAUGAUUACUCUUCAUAUUCUCGAUAUGAUGCUCAGUUCACUUCCGAGCCUUCAUUGUCUCACUCCGAUCAGAAGUAUUCAGACCCCACCACUACUUCUCACAGCUACUCGUAUCCUAAUCCUGUGCAUCCAAAUCCGGAUAUCGCCAAUAGGGAAAGCCGGGCUGCCUCUGCCUCUUCUAAUAGGGCCGCUUUCACCCUGCCUCUGCGCGACAUCAACGAACCAAUCUCCCCGGGACCCCCGACCGCAACCUUGGUCAAUCCGCAAACAAGCAUUGACCAAGGUCGGCAGCGAGCGCACAGUGCGGCCGUCGGUGGAAGCAACUCCAGCGAACUAUCUUCGCAAUGGCCCUUGGACCGUGUCCUUGCCUGGCUGGCUGCGAAUGGGUUCUCAGGUGAUUGGCAGGAGACCUUCAGACUCCUGAACUUGCAGGGUUCCGAGUUUCUCGAUCUGGGUCGAGGACCGAAUGGCCGUGGAAAUUUGGGCAUGAUGCAUCAAACGAUUUAUCCGCAGCUCGCAAAGGUCUGCUCGAGCGGCAAUACCGGUUGGGAUCAGGCCCGUGAACGAGAGGAAGGCAAGAGGUUGCGCAAGCUGAUUUCCCGCCUGGUCGAACAGGGAGGCGAGGGUCCAGCUAGUGCAGGUAUUGGCCAUCGGAGGCGAGAGUCUGGUAUGAUUCCAAGUGCUUCCACCGAAGGGAAUUUGGAAACUUCGCCUCAUCUUCCCCGAUCCGAGUUUUGCAGCGCGCCUGGCACAGCUGGCCCAGAAGGGAGUCCCGGCAAGCAGAUGCCUCCACAGUUUCCGAGCGGGUUGGGUCCUCGAAAUUCCCAAGGUCGAAGCAGCACCAUGCCCGUGCUCAGCAAACACAGCAGCACUUCUUCCACUCCAAGCGACUCUAAACCACCAGAAAAUUUUCCAGGCCUCGGCCGUACAGAUUACACAAGAGGCGUGCUGACCAGCAUGAACAAUCGGGGUCGACAUAGCCCUAAUCUGUCCGGUGAUGGCUCGACGGGCUUGUUUCCUAAAACCUUCGAGGCCUCCCCCAGUGCCAGCCCUGGUCUUGGAAGUGCAGUCCCCGUAUCGGCUACAAGUACCUCUUCUCAAGGACUGCGACCGGACCACAGCAAGAGCAACAGCACCGAUUCUAUGCUCAAGGCAAUAGGCCAUUCCCGCUCAAAUGUCAACGUUCAGGGGCCUUACGAGAGGAGUAACACAUCAUCUGGAGGCUCAGAACGCUUCUAUGCAGAUAGGCGCGACGCGCAGGAGAUGACCAGGCCUUCGCCGCUAGAAGCCCAUAGGACUUGGAGUAACGACUAUGCCCCAGGUCCCGGAGGAAAGGAUCACAGCAAGGGUUUUCUCAGCAAGUUCAUGAGAAAGAGGCAUGAGCAUAAUCAGCCUCAAUCAGAUGAACAUCCUCUGGAAUCACCGACAAGUCCUGGGCCAUUGAAGCUAUUUACGAGGCCGAGCGCGAAUGGUAGCGACUCAGUGCUGCUUCCGCGCCCUGCAUCCGUGACGAGCGAAGAUGAGAGGGCGCUGGUUGCCGGGCGCCGAGGCCCCAAUGCUUCGAGAAGGUACCUUUUUGUGACGCCAGACUGUUGGAAUUACCGGCUUGUGGAUGUCACAGACGUGGAAACCGCCAUCGCCCUUCGUAGUCUCAUUUGUAUCGAGCUUGGGAUACCAGACGCCGAAUAUGCCCAGAUCUUUGUGACCGAGCCAGGUCAAACAGAGCAUGAAAGUGCUCUCUCGGACAAUUUGCUCGUCGCAAUUCGAAACCGGACAGAUAAUCUGGGCAGCUUUAAGCUGUUUGUCCAGAGCCCUACACUCUCUGCAGUAUCCGGCUCUGCCUCCCAGUCUACUGGUCUCGGGGUUUCUUUUGGACAAAAAGCUCAAGCCGAAAGGGCUCCGCCCAUGGUCAAAUCGAACUCCUCUGGUGGCAUCAGUCGGAAUGGUUAUACAUCUCCAGGACCCGAAGUUGUCGCUGACCCUACUCUUAUGCAAAAGCAGGCCGAAGAGUAUCGACGGCAAACAGAGGCUAAACAACGUGCCUACUUGGAAUCCCGCCGAGCUCAAAAAGAAUCGACCUCGACAUACAGUGGUGGUGGCAUUCGAGGAAGCACGGUCAUAGACUUCGACAGUCCCCGCCACUCACCCUUUGAAGAGAAGAAGGUCGAAAAUCUUGUCCCAGUUCGGCGGCCGCCAACAGCACCUGCAGAAUCUACCACUUUGACCAAGGUCAAUUCUCUUCGAGCCAAAGGGUCCAGCAAUCGAUCUUCCCUCGAUGCAUUAAAGAGAAUUUCGGAUCCAAUUGCCGAAGAAGACGCAGAGCGUGCAAAGAAGAAGUCUGCUGCUUUUGCGGCCAUUGCUUCGGGCGGCAUCGGUGCGGCAUUAGCCAAUGUUGGCAAGAUGGCUGGCGCUCCCGCCACUGUGGGUAGCCAAGGGCUCCAACAAGACAGAAGGGGUACUGAAUACAGUCGGAGUACUUCAGGUGGGUCCUUUCGUCCCGACUUUACUCGGGGCAAAGGUGAUAUGCUGUUCAAGGUUCCUAACUAUGAAGAAGGUUUUGCCGAUAUGAACCAAGAGACUCGGGCACGGAAUGCGGUGUUGGAAAAUGCCCGGCGCUUUGGCGCUUCUCCAGCGGUCAGUCCUUCGACCGAGACCGCACCACGACCGUUCUUGCAAACACGAAAGUCAUAUGGGCCCGAUCUAGAAUUUAAGGAGACGAAUGUUUCUUUUGCUCCUUCACCUCAUCCCAUGAAGGAUGAUUCGGACGACGACUCAGACGAUGGUCUCUUUGCUAUCCCCCUGGCAAACAAAUCCCUAUCCAAAGAUGAUCAUCCGUCUCGCAGCAAGGAUCAGAGACCAACAUUGACGGUUGAUACGGACCAAAAUAUCAGCAAGAAUGUGCGGUUCAAAUCACCAAGUUCGUCCAGUGGCAUACAAAACACAGGGGAGGAAAGCGCCACAGCUAGUGGAGAAGGCUAUGACCGCAGUCUUUCCGACGGCAGUUUCAGUGGUUCUGCUCAGUCUCCAGAUGACCGAAUGAGUAGGAGAGAUUCCUUCAUCAGCGAUAUCUGGGCGAAUCGCCCGGCUGUGGAAAACGUGGUUCACCAUCUCGAUGAAUUCUUCCCCGGCGUCGAUCUCGACAAGCCGUACCUGGAAGAGAAAGGCGAUAACAACUCGCCCAUGAGGACGACUGAACAAGAUCCUCUUGAAGCUCUCCAAGGACCCUCCAACGGCCUGACUUUUGGUACCACUGGGCUCGAUCUCGAUUUCAGUCGCAAGAGUGACUCGGACACCUUAGGCUCUGACGAAUCCACUUUAAAGGCGAAGGAUCGUGAUAAGGUUGCCAGUGUUGCGCAGAGGCAAGUCGGUAAAGCGACAGGGGGCAUUUCUCGGAUGAAAUCUAUCCGUGAAGUUGCUCAAAAGCGAAACGACAUCAAGCGAGGACCUUCUAUUGCUGCUCGCGUCGAGCAGAGUAACGCAAGCAGCAUCGUUCGCCGGAAAUCGACGAAGAUGUUUGGCGCUCAUAUCGUUCAGAUCAGACCAAAGCCAGGGAGUCGAUUGUCUACUCUAGAUCCUAUCCCUCAAGAGGACGUUCCCACGGACGACACACCAAAGCGGCAGGCAACUUUCAAGAUCAUUCGCGGUCAACUCAUCGGCAAGGGUACCUAUGGACGCGUGUACCUUGGUAUGAACGCGACAACCGGUGAGUUUCUGGCUGUCAAACAGGUGGAAGUCAAUCAGAAAGCUGCAGGUCAAGACAAAGAUCGUAUCAAGGAAAUGGUUGCUGCUCUGGACCAAGAGAUCGACACUAUGCAGCAUCUCGAACAUCCAAACAUUGUGCAGUACCUUGGUUGUGAACGCAAGGAGUUCUCCAUCAGUAUCUAUCUCGAGUAUAUUCCUGGUGGCUCGAUUGGCAGUUGUCUCCGCAAGCAUGGAAAGUUUGAGGAGUCCGUGGUCCGAUCGCUUACUCGACAAACCCUUGAAGGCCUGGCAUACCUUCACCAAGAAGGCAUUCUGCACCGAGAUCUGAAAGCUGACAACAUCCUCCUCGACCUUGAUGGCACAUGCAAGAUCUCGGAUUUUGGUAUCUCGAAGAAAUCAGACAACAUCUACGGCAACGAUGUCACCAACAGUAUGCAGGGCUCGGUAUUCUGGAUGGCGCCUGAAGUUGUCAGAUCACAUGGGCAGGGAUAUAGUGCCAAAGUCGAUAUCUGGUCGCUUGGUUGUGUGGUUCUGGAAAUGUUUGCCGGAAAGCGACCGUGGAGUCGAGAAGAAGCUAUCGGCGCCAUCUUCAAGCUGGGAAGCCUCAGCCAAGCGCCGCCUAUCCCCGAAGAUGUUCAGUCGACAGCUACAGUUGACGGUCUGAACUUCAUGUAUGAUUGUUUCCAAGUCAACCCAACUGACCGACCAACGGCCGACACCCUACUUCGACAUUCAACAUUCUGUAUCCCUGACCCAUACUACAAUUUCUACGACACAACAUUGGCUGCGAAGCUAAGGAACGUUGACGGUGCCGGUCUUGGUGGUUGA